Geodia barretti is the source of this 918-nucleotide messenger RNA. Lineage: Eukaryota; Metazoa; Porifera; Demospongiae; Tetractinellida; Geodiidae. The record is from the annotation of a GenBank genome assembly.
AUGGACGAAAAUCAAAAUUUCAAAUCCGGGUACGUUAGCAUUAUCGGCGCGUCUAACGUCGGUAAAUCCACCCUGCUCAAUACCAUUUUAGGGCAGAAAAUCGCUAUUGUCACCCCAAAGCCACAAACGACUCGAAAUCAGAUUCGCGGGAUUGUCACCACCGAUGCCCAUCAAAUUGUUUUUGUCGAUACACCCGGACUGAUGAACCCGAAAUACCGCUUGCAGAGUGAGAUGGUCAAAACCGCGUAUGGGGCUUUAGGAGAUGCUGAUGUUGUCCUUUUUGUGAUUGAUAUCACGCGCCGAAACCCUGAAAUCGAGGAUGAAAUCCUAAAGCGUCUCAAGCGUGUCAAAUCCACAACUAUCCUGGUUCUCAAUAAGGUAGAUCUCGUCGCAAAGCCAACCUUACUCCCAAUUUUUGAGGACUACAGUCAGAAAUUUGAAUUCGCACACAUGAUACCUAUCUCCGCAUUAACUGCCGACGGUGUGCCACUCCUUCUUGAGCAGAUUGAAACUUACCUGCCGCUGGGACCCCGUUAUUUUCCAGAGGAUCAACUCAGUGACCUCCCUGAACGCUUUUUCAUUGCCGAAACCGUUCGUGAAAAGAUUAUGCUCAUGACGCAACGCGAAAUCCCUUACGCCUGCGCUGUCGUUAUUGAAGAGUUUGAAAAACGCCAGACGAAGAAGUCGGAUGAAAUUAUCUAUAUCCGAGCCGUUGUCUAUGCAGAACGACAGACGCAAAAGCAAAUUAUCAUCGGUAAGGGCGGCAAGGUGGCGAAACGGGUCGGUGAACUCGCACGAAUUGAUAUUGAGAAAUUCUUGGAUGCCCGCGUCUUUUUAGAAAUCUACGUAACAGUCAAAACUGAUUGGCGCAAAGAUGCCCGCCAACUCAAAGAGUUAGGCGGUUUUGCAGAUAUGUAA